Messenger RNA from Malassezia restricta, 1716 nucleotides. RefSeq lists its product as uncharacterized. The coding region runs from base 1 to 1716 and encodes 571 amino acids. The transcript has a single exon. Lineage: Eukaryota; Fungi; Basidiomycota; Malasseziomycetes; Malasseziales; Malasseziaceae. The record is from RefSeq and is a predicted model, not a curated record.
AUGACGUUGGGUCAUUUGUUAAGGGGUAUUAUUGCCUUACAGGCAUGCCUGUUUUUGUUCUUCCUUAUUUCUGGCUCAAAAGCGAAUGAUCAUGUCAUGGUUCGUCGCCAUCUUGAAAAGAAGGAAUUUUACAAGCGUCAAUACGCUUAUGAUGGUGAUGUGCAAGGCAACCAAAACAUAAUGAGUGAGUACGCCGAACGAGCUUUUGAAGCAUCCAAAAAUCAUGACACGAAUGCUCUUCGGAGUGUCAUCAAUGAUGUUCUUAACACACCAAAUCUCAAUCAGCCGACUGAGGGAACAUGGGCUAAAGCAAGCUUGGGGCAGAUAGACACCCAAUAUGGCGGUGACGUCCCUCAAGUUGGCUGGUACAAUGGUUUCCCUACAAAUCCGACGCCAAAUGUCGACCCUGCCCAAGUUAAUGGUGACUUAGCAUGGAAGGGUUUACCUUCCACGCUCGAUUGCAAGGUGGAACAAAUGUCCGUCGCCCCAAAUUCCCCAGCUUUUCUCUUGGAUGACACGUCUUUGAAUGUCACGGAUGAAAAGUCGCCUGCUGGAAACCCCAUUGUUCAGCCGUUUUAUGUCUCUCAUCCUAACACCUAUGAUCGUGAUCAAGUCAAACGUGUAAUCAUUACUCUUCCUGGUAAACCCAGGGAUGCAUGGAAUUAUGUGAAUUUGCAUUUUAAUGCUCGGGAGUUCUUGAUUCACAACCGAACGCUACCGAAGGAUGAGGCUAUUCUUGCCGCGCCGGUAUUUUUGAACCAAAAUGACAAGGAAGCAGGUGCCGUUAAAGAAAACUACUUAUACUUCAAAAAUUCCCACUGGGCCAACGGUGGUGCCUCGCAUGGUCCUGAAAUGUCCCACAGUGUGACAUCUUAUCGUGUUCUAGAUUUAAUGGCUCAACAUUUCAUCAAGACAUUCCCAAACCUUAAUCAAAUUGUCUUUGCGGGGCACUCUAUGGGUGCUCAAGCUGUACAACGGUAUGCAGUCGUCAAAAACCCUAAAUGGUAUGACCGUGCUCUCAGAUUUUGGAUUGGUAAUCCUGGUUCAUGGGCUUGGAUAACAAGCGAUCGCCCGAAUAACAAUCCCUCGAACUUGGACGGAGAGUCCUGUGAGGACAAGAUUGACGCUUGGCCUUUUGGUAUUGGGGAUGCGGAUGCUAUGCCAAAGUAUGUGAAAGACAGUGGUAAUCCAGACCUUAUUAGGAACCGGUUUUUAAAGAGAAAUGUGGGCUAUUCUCUGGGUCUGCUGGAUAAUGGACAGGGAAAUACACAAUGCGCGGCACAAUAUCAGGGCUAUAGCCACCUCCAAAGGGGUUCUUAUUUCAUGAAAAUGCUGUGUGAACUGCCUGGCGGUUUUCCGAAAACCCACACUCUCGCCUAUAUCGCGGGAGUCUCUCAUCAAGACUAUGAGAUGAUUGCGGCUACUGAAACUACAGACUUUGUUUUCAUGCAGGGCCGAGAUGCGCCGCCCAUUUCCUCUUUGCGGCCGCAUCGCUCACAUCACCACCGACCCCAUCCCCGUCCGCCUCCAUCGAAAGGGAGUAAUCCUUACGAUUGGGAAGGUCCGCAUUAUCGUAAUGCUGCUUGGGGUAUCAUUGCUGGAAUUGCUGCUGUUUUGAUUAUUGGUUUCUUCGGCUGUCACUAUCUGUUCAAAGCAAAUGCUAAUGAUUGGGAUCGUGACUAUUGGGAAUAUGACAGCAAGCGCCGCUUGCUGUAA